Molecule: messenger RNA, 1218 nt
Organism: Plasmodium cynomolgi strain B
Lineage: Eukaryota; Apicomplexa; Aconoidasida; Haemosporida; Plasmodiidae
Exons: 1
Source: RefSeq, a predicted model, not a curated record
AUGAGGAAGACGUGCCAAGUGUGCAAACAGAAGCUGUAUCAGUAUGUGUGUCCCUCCUGCGAAAUCGUUUAUUGUAGUCUCGAAUGCUACAAAAAGCACAAUGACGAAUGCGUGCACAAUUUUUUAGACAACCAAGUGAAAGAAAAUAUAAAAAAUAAUCAGCUGACCGAUUUGGAGAAACGGGAGUUCAAGAUCAAGCUCAGGAAGUUUUACGACCAAGGCGGGGGGGGCGCAGAAGGGGAAGAAGGGGAAGAAGGGGAAGUCGCUGAUGGGGAAGAAGCAGGAUCCGCUGACGGGGAAGAAGCAGGAUCCGCUGACGGGGAAGAAGCAGGAACCGCUGACGGGGCCGCACGAAAAGCAGAUCCAGACGAAACCGAUCCAGACGAAGCAGGGCUGGACGAACCGGCCGCCGCAACCCGCAACGGGCACCUCAAAAAAUGGUGCAUCAGCAACAAACGGUACAAGGUGCUGACGGAGCUGGCCAAGAGCGACCAAUUGAAGUUGGACCACCUGACGCAAACGGAACAGAAACAGUUCUUCUCAUUCCUAAAGAGUAACGACAUGAAUGAAUACUUAGCUAAGUUCCAACCUUGGUGGCUAAACUGUGUAAUCAAAAAGGUCACCACACCUGAACACAUAUGUUGCAAUAAACGUGUGAAUGAAAAUGUGAAAUUUAUUGUAAUCGAGAUUGUCUACUCCUACUGCUAUUUACUUCGCAUUUUUAAUGAAAGCCUUGACAGUAAAGAAUUGUGUUACUGUUUUCUUUACAUGGCUAGCUGCCUGGACAGGUUUAAUCUCCCCGAAAGCAACGUGUACAGCACAGUAAAUAAUUUAUUUCAGAGGAUCCUCGAAAAUGAUGAAAUAGCUCGAGAGAAACGUAUACUGUACAAUGUCGUGACGGAUGUUACUGUUAUCUUAAAGCUAAAAGAUUUGUUACUUAGGUGUUUGUAUGAAACAAAAAAAUUUUUUAAAAAGCAAAUCAAAAAUGUGAAAUGCAAAAAGGAUAAAAUGGGCAAUACUCCCAGUGGCGUUAAAAAACUGGCUGCACUUUUACAGGAAGAAAAACAUUUUAAAUAUGUGAACAAGAAAAUUACCUUUCUUUGUAGCUACGCCAAUUACCAUUAUGAUGUGUUUGACUCCGUGACACAGCAACUUGACAGGUUCUACAGUGAGCAGUUCAGGGGGAUGUCUCUUUCGUCUAAUGAGAAACGAGAAAUU